GAAGACAGCGAAGAAAGCGAUUUCUCCCAAGAAAGCGAAGUCUCUAGCCAAGAAAUGGAGUCUUCCCAAGAAGAAAUAGAAAACUUAGCGCCUUGGUUACGCAUUUUUGAUGAAGCUGAGAAACGCCAUGAGACCCAGCUCAACGCAUUGAUCAAUGAGUACGAAGGGAACAGAGAUUCAGAAAAUGUGGCCCGCGUGGAAGCCGAGAACGCACUUCUUCCUGUUUACAGAAAAGAGCUAAGAAAAGUACUCAUUAGAGAAUCUACAGUGGAUGCGUGCAAUGAAAAAAGAUUUCACCUUCAAAAAAGCGAUUGA
Messenger RNA from Porites evermanni, 315 nucleotides. NCBI's taxonomy places the organism in Eukaryota, Metazoa, Cnidaria, Anthozoa, Scleractinia, Poritidae. The record is from the annotation of a GenBank genome assembly.